Molecule: messenger RNA, 484 nt
Organism: Homarus americanus (American lobster)
Lineage: Eukaryota; Metazoa; Arthropoda; Malacostraca; Decapoda; Nephropidae
Exons: 2
Coding region: 1-480 (159 amino acids)
Source: RefSeq, a predicted model, not a curated record
AUGGGCCAACUUAACAAGAGUGAGGCUAGUAGAGUAUUAGCACUAGUCGACGACAUAAGUAAGUACCUAGGAAAAGACCAGAAGCCGACCAGUGGACAUCAACCAGUGGCUACACCAGCCCAUAUGUCUACACCGACGCACAUGUCUACACCAGCCCAUAUGUCUACACGGAAGCACAUGUCUACACCAGCCCAUAUGUCUACACCGACGCACAUGUCUACACCAGCCCAUAUGUCUACACCGACGCACAUGUCUACACCAGCCCAUAUGUCUACACCGACGCACAUGUCUACACCGACUCAUAUGUCUACACCGACGCACAUAGCCAAUAGUUACCAGCGAGAAGACACAGUCGAUAAUACAAUCAACAAGGGGGUACCAGGUGGUGCCGAGGCAGUCUACAGUCAGUCGUCUACGCCCCGGGCACAGUCAGUCUCUCAAGCAGCUGCGGCAGUCUGUUGUCAACACCAGAGGGUAUGACGUG